UGUCAUGUAUUUAAUAAUUCGCGGUUGUUGUUGCCGGUGCGGUAUGAAUUCGUAAAAUCAGUUUAGGCCGUGUGGGUAUAACAAAUUGUCGAUACAAUAGUAAAUAAGCGUGUCAACAGACUUUGCCGAGAGUCGCUCAGGCGGCUUGCAGCCAGGUAAAAGUGUUUUUAACAAGCAGACACUCAUAUCCCACGUAUGAAAACGAAAUGCACGCCGGGGUUUUCAAGCCCAGAAUAUCGGAAGAGGCCUUUCAGAUCCUCCUCGAUGUUAUGGAGAGUAAUUUUGCAGCGCUAAGACUGCCUGCCGACACAAAUCAAAGCUGCACCAAGAACUCGCCAAAGCGCCGAAAACUUCCGGCCCUGACGCAGCGUUCCUGCGGCCAGAAUUGCGUCCUUACAGCUUAUUGCUACGCACCGAUAAUCGAUCAGAGUUUUCUCAGGUUAGCCCGCCUCGCGACCAGCGGAAGCCGAGAAGAAUUCGGCGCCGUGUUCCAGGUGAUCCUGCCGCUUCCUCGGACCGUAAAAAGCAUCGCCGGUCGGGCUACGAUGAGGAUUACUAAACCGCUGGACGACAGUCAGGAGCCGAUGGAAAUCGAGGAGAUCAGCUACACGGAGCCGUCGAUUCCCGUCGUCCUCCUCCAUCCGUCCGCUAUUAAAACCGAAAAGGUCGACGAGGAGGAGACGGAGCUUUCCGACGUUCGGCCAAAGGUCGUCCUCAGGGAAUCGAAGCUGUCCAACAUCCGGGAGGGUCCGUCAAUCAGACGCGACACAGCGGAAGUCGAGGAAGCCGAGGAAACCGAGGAGGAGGGGCUAACUAGAUCGGACGCUUAUCAACGGACGAAAUCUAGGCUGCGGCCUCUAGUGCGUUCCAAGGAAGUCGCCGCGGCGGAAACGGACGAGAGGAAAACCAGGUUCUACUACUUCUGGCAGACGAUGUUCCUCGUCCUCUUUCCCAUCGCCGUAAUCGUUGCCGGAGUAACGAUAUCGCGGGAUGAGUCCUACCCCCUUGACUGUGGCCAGCGUUUCGACCCCUCCGAGGCGAUAAGGAAGUUGGAAACUCGAGUCUUCGGCCAGGAGAAGGUUCUCCAGGAGCUCAGGGUCCAGCUGGCGGCCCUCGAAUCCAGUCGGGUCAAGGUCGUCGCUCUGAUCGGAGGGACGGGGGUGGGAAAAUCGUACGCGGCUCAUAUUAUCAAAGAGAAUUUUCCCGCCCGGAGAAACGUCUUCCAGUACGUUCCCCCCCUAGAGCCGAUGGAGAGGUACGCUUGGGGGCUACUCUCAGACUGCGGAUGCAAUUUGGUCGUGAUCGAGAACCUGAGCAACAGGGACAUCGCUGAUGCGGCUGAUUUCGCGGGGCGAUUGGCCUCGAGGGUCGCGGGGGAGAAUUACUGCCUGCUGAUUAUCGAGGUGAUAAACGUUCACGAAAGCCACGACGACUUGAAGCACACCGUUGAUCUCGCGAGGAGUACUAAAGAGAUUCAGGAUUUGUACAAGAGUAAAAAUUUCAAUGUCAAUGUCGUCGCAUUUGAACCGCUCAGUAGCGACGUCGUCGACAGGUGCAUCGCCGAGGCCGCCAAAGAGCGGAAUCUCACGCUUUCCGAUACCGAAAUUCGCCACAUUAGGUUCGGUCUAGAAAUUGCUGGCAGCGGGUGCAAGGGAGCUUACGCGAAGGUUCAAUUAUUUGACAAAAAAAUCGAUGUCUAGAUUUCAUCUUUCCUUCUUUUUUUUUUUUUUUUUUUUUUAUAAAUUUAUCACGCCGUAUGGAUCGUCUAGUUUUCUAGUACACGGGAUUUCAGUUUGACAAUUUUUAUGGCUAGACGUCUCAAUCUUUUUUUCCUUUCAUACGGUCGAAAUUAGUCAGGGUCUUUGACUUAUCGACUCGAGAUUGAAAUUUUAAGGAGCGAUUACUGAAUCGAAAUUCACUACCGUUUCGGUGAUUUGAUUGUGAGGUAGUCGGACAUUGAUAAUUUGUCAAAUUUACUUAAUUGUGAGAUGUACCGAUUUUCCUGAAAAUUCAAGGUAAAAGAAUACUGAAGUUGUGACUCCCGAGCUUUGACGUCGAUUCUCCAUUUCAAAUCGCUUUGAUAUGGGAGAAAGUUUAGC
Messenger RNA from Diprion similis, 2099 nucleotides. RefSeq lists its product as uncharacterized. The transcript is spliced from 2 exons. NCBI's taxonomy places the organism in Eukaryota, Metazoa, Arthropoda, Insecta, Hymenoptera, Diprionidae. The coding region runs from base 207 to 1700 and encodes 497 amino acids. The record is from RefSeq and is a predicted model, not a curated record.